AUGAACCAGAGCAACCACAGAAACAUCAACAUAUCAUCAUUGUCUGGGAGAUUCCAGAAUAGAUUAGCCAUAUUUGAGAAAAGUGCGCCUGUAGGGAAGCACUGGGGAGGCCUUGGAAUGGGUGAGAGGGCCAAGCCUGGCGAGCCGGGGGGCACUCGAAGAGCAUAUGAUUUAUUGUCUCAUCUCCCAUUCCACAUCGCACGCAUUGCGGUCUCCGGACGUCCGGUCCAAAAACUGGUGGGGCCCCCUCAUCUGAGAGGUCCUGCAAGACACUGUAUCCCGACUAAACGACCCGUUGGUGUGAAGUACCACCCCCAGAUAGCUGGCCUCGGGCAAGAAUCGGAAAUCCAGGGGUCAUACCAUACGGGGAUGGAUGAACCCGAGCCAACUCUUUUAAUAAGUCCUUUGUAUACCAGAGGUCGAGCCGAAACAAUACACUGCCAUCCAUAUGACGGAGAGUAA
Messenger RNA from Microthlaspi erraticum, 462 nucleotides. The record is from the annotation of a GenBank genome assembly. NCBI's taxonomy places the organism in Eukaryota, Viridiplantae, Streptophyta, Magnoliopsida, Brassicales, Brassicaceae.